Molecule: messenger RNA, 813 nt
Organism: Seminavis robusta
Lineage: Eukaryota; Bacillariophyta; Bacillariophyceae; Naviculales; Naviculaceae
Source: the annotation of a GenBank genome assembly
AUGGAACUGAACAAACUGAAGCCAUCGCCAUCUGGCUCUGACACGGCUUCCAAGCAGCAGCAGCAACAAGCACUGCCUCCACUCAAAAAACAUCUGGCUUGCAGCAAACCAAUCUUGAGUGCCACUUCCAACUUGACUAGUUUUAUUGAUUCUGUCUUUCAUGGGCUCAACCAGGUGGUGGUGGGUAAAAGGCCCAUUGAGUACAUUUUACAGCAUUAUGAUACCUUCCAAGACACCAUUCCAAAUGGAAAUUGGAUUGAGUUUGGAGUCUACACAGGAAGUACACUCAGAAGAGCAUAUGCAGAGCUAAAAGCUUCCAAGAAUUUCAAUGGCAAGCUAUUUGGUUUUGAUUCCUUUGAAGGGCUUCCUUCCAAUUGGAGAGGGGAAUAUCAGGAAGGGGUCUUCAAAACUGACUAUGAACAUGUUCGAGCCAACAUGCCUGCAGAAGUUGGCUUGUACAAGGGAUGGUUUCAAGAUACAAUUCCCACUUAUAUCCAACAACAUCACCCCCAGCAGCAGCCACUGGCAUUUGUACAUCAUGAUGGUGAUUUAUUUAUCAGUACAACCAUUACCUUUCAAUUGCUGGGGAGGCUGAUACAACCAGGAACAUUGAUGUGUUUUGAUGAAAUUGUGGGGUACCCUGGAUUUGAAAAGCAUGAGAUUCUGGCAUUGUACCUCUGGAUGCACCAGUAUCAUGCCAAGUUAUGCCCACUGGCAUUUCUACAUGCAUAUACAAAAGAGGCCCAAUCAGGAGAACCAGAAAAUGGUGGUGCUGCCCAGAAUGCUUGCUAUCAAGUGUUGGAAAUGGACUAG